Messenger RNA from Cololabis saira (Pacific saury), 2742 nucleotides. Its product is annotated as inhibitory synaptic factor 2A. The record is from RefSeq and is a predicted model, not a curated record. Bases 528 to 2006 code for a protein of 492 amino acids. NCBI's taxonomy places the organism in Eukaryota, Metazoa, Chordata, Actinopteri, Beloniformes, Belonidae. Gene Ontology annotation, biological process: inhibitory postsynaptic potential. Gene Ontology annotation, cellular component: postsynaptic density. The transcript is spliced from 4 exons.
CUCCACGCACACAGACACACACUCACAAACAGGAAAGCGAAGACAGCCGGAGUGCGGGACUGCAGUGGCAUGAUGGGGAUAUUCUGCCUGCGUGGGCUCUGUCGCUGAGGUGUCCGGAGCGAGCGCGUGCGGGCGCUCGUGCGUGUGUGUGUGUGUGUCCCUAUCUGUGUGAGUGUGUGUGGAAUGCGCGCAUGAGUGAGUUGAAAGCAAGCCCCUGCCGACACCGUGUGGAGGAAGACAGGGGAGCAGAGGAGAGCAGUUUGAGAAGGGGAGUGUUGACUGUCUGGGGCUCAGAGGAACCUAACAUCCCUGGAUCAGAGGACACAGAUGUGCAGCAACUAGUCCCAACUACUGCCGCUGCUGCUCCGCCUGCUCGCAUGUCCUCUUAACUUCAGCGAUGGCAUAGUCCGGCUCUUCCAGUUUUGCUUCUGAUCCUCUCCAAAAAAAAAAGGGGGGGCAUGCACGGGCACAACCAGGGAUCUAGGCUAUUGCAUCCUUUACGUCAGCAUUUCACAGUCUGAGGAAUCAUGGUGAGCAAGGAGGGUGGCAAAUGCAUGCUCACCAACUCAGAGUCUGACUCGGAGGCAGCGCCCUUGCCCUCCACCUCGCUCGCGCUGGAGGUGAAGUAUUCCCUGGAAGCCAAUCGACAGGUGAGGAAGAGAAACAAGGCUCUUCAAGUGCGCUUCAAGGACAUCUGCGAGGCGCAGAACGAGCAGAGGGAAGCGGAGUUGCAGGCGGCAGGGAAAGGCGGGAAGCCCAUGUCGUACAAAGUGGCGUACCGCAAAUACAUGACCGUUCCCGCCCGCAGGUCCAUUCCCAACGUCACGAGGAGCACGGGCGUCCAGACGUCCCCCGACCUGAAGAAACGGUAUCAGACCUUUCCCUUUGAGCGCAAAAAAGGCCACACGAUUAAACACAUGGCGGCUGUGGAAACCUACAAAGGUCAGAAUAACGGUUUUGUCGUGGAGGUGAAACAGCCCAAAGCGGCCGAGCGGGGUUUAGACGAGGGGGAGGAGGGAGCCUGUGGGGGGAGAGGAGUUCUGAGGACCAGGGCUCUGCUCCAUACUAAUGAGUGCAUUACUACAGUAGAGCAGCACACUGCACCUGAUGGCCUGUGCUCUGAUGCUCUGCUGCUUACUUGUACUGCAGACACAGACUGCCUUGCAGACACACCGGGAAGAAGCGGAGCCGGAGCACAAGCAGAGUACCAGCUCUGCAGCAUCCCUGCCAAAGCUGACACUGGAUUACAACACAGGGACGCCAACACAGACCAUUUGGUUAAGAGGCAGUUGCUCAACCUGGAGGAGGGAUCGUCCCGAACCUUGCCGGAAAGGGCCUCGAAGGUUACGGGCCCCAUUGCCUGGAACUCUCUUACGGAGGUGGAGUGCCUGGAUAGUCCAUCCGUGCGGAGCAAGCGGAAGAAAGGCUUGCAGCUCAACGGGCUGCUGAGUGAGACUCUACCGCGGGCCAGCUGUACAACGCAGGCACAGUGCCACACAGGACAGUUAUCUGCCCGGCCCAUACGGGGCAUGGAGGAACCUCUGUCACCCUGCAUAGGUGGUGAGACAGAUAGGGCGCCAUCUGACCAAACGCUGGAAUCCUGUAAGCAAAUAGUGCCUAUAAAUCCGGAUGGGGACGUGAAAGCACAGCUCCAGGCCAUGGAGAAUCUCAUCAGCUCCAGCCAGGAGACCAUCAAGGUGCUGCUUGGUGUCAUCCAGGAACUGGAGAAGGGAGAGGCCCACAGAGAAGGACUUUCCUAUCGAACCGGACAGGACACGGCCAACUGUGACACAUGCCGGAACAGCGCAUGCAUUAUUUACAGUGUAGAACUGGACUUCAAGCUGCAGGAGGACAAGCUUCAGCCGCUGAUGAAGAGGCUUUGCCCUACAGAGGACGGCCAUUUCCCCCCUCUGCCUUACUCCCAUGAGGCCUUCACCUCCACCCCAAAGCGCAAGUCCAAAGCUGACUCCAAGAAGCACGCUCGCUGGAAACUUUGGUUCCUGUGAGGACACAGGACCAUCUCCGAUACCUGCUGCGAGUGCACAGGAUUUAAGUGUGUCCAUCAGGUCAUCCAUACUCGUUUGGUUUAUCCACUGCCUUCUGUUUGAUCAUAUCUCCACUGAUUUUGUGCACCUGGUAAGCAGUUUAAACGGAGCGCUCUGCAUCUGGAUACUCAGAGAUAACGGGAUUUGUAAGAGAAGAGCGGAUUACAUGGAAAAAUCCACAAUAUUAUGUCAACCAAAAAUGGAUUCCAAGAUGUUUUCAAACUAUUUUUUUUUUCAAAAUAAAGUCUGAAAUAACACGAGGCGAACGAGAUCAGAGAUCGCAAGAUGAGGGGAAUUUCAUUUCCUGCCGUCUCUGCAUAUAUUUUUAUAGCCGGCGAUCUUUGAUGACGGCUCAGCGUCCGUCACGUUGUCAUUCACCAGUUGGGACUUUGUCUUUUUUCUCGGCCUCCAGGUGAGGCUUUUCAGUUCAACCACAAGUCUCCAAGGCCUCCAUAAACAGCAUAUCACUGUACUGCAAAGCACAAUUAAAACUGUUCAGGAUGCCAUUUCCUCAGAGUAUUAACUCUGUAUUAACUAUGUAGAUCGCCUCCUGACAAGCUGAGGACUUUCAGAGAGAUCCAAGGACGACCCUCACGGACAACACCUUUGACGUUUAUCGGACUUGAGUGAUACAAACUUAUUUCCAUUGCCUAAAUGUCUCCUGAAAUCAUCUGAUUUUGAAGCAAAGAAUGAAUAA